This is a messenger RNA of Balaenoptera musculus (blue whale), 5139 nucleotides long. RefSeq names its product tumor protein p63 (gene TP63). The coding region runs from base 234 to 2276 and encodes 680 amino acids. Gene Ontology annotation, biological process: apoptotic process; regulation of transcription by RNA polymerase II; protein tetramerization. Gene Ontology annotation, cellular component: nucleus. The transcript is spliced from 15 exons. Lineage: Eukaryota; Metazoa; Chordata; Mammalia; Artiodactyla; Balaenopteridae. The record is from RefSeq and is a predicted model, not a curated record. Gene Ontology annotation, molecular function: protein binding; DNA-binding transcription factor activity, RNA polymerase II-specific; RNA polymerase II cis-regulatory region sequence-specific DNA binding.
UUAGCUGGAGCAGGGUGGACACUCAUUAGCUCUUGUUCUGUUGUGAAAGUCCAGGCUGCUGAAAUUAAACUCUGAUGCCAUUCAUGCCAGCAUCCAAUCACCAGAGAGACCAGAAGUUCAGAGAUGACUCCAAGUUGCCAACAAGUGUGGCCACUAUACGACAAGGACUCUAAAGCCGUGGUAGAGGGGGAAGAACAACUUUAGAGAGGAUGCCCAGCUGAGAGUUGAAGGAAAUGAAUUUUGAAACUUCACGGUGUGCCACCCUACAGUACUGUCCCGACCCUUACAUCCAGCGGUUCGUAGAAACCCCAGCCCAUUUCUCUUGGAAAGAAAGUUAUUACCGAUCCACUAUGUCCCAGAGCACACAGACAAGCGAAUUCCUCAGUCCAGAGGUUUUCCAGCACAUCUGGGAUUUUCUGGAACAGCCCAUCUGUUCAGUUCAGCCCAUUGACUUGAACUUUGUGGAUGAACCAUCAGAAAAUGGUGCAACAAACAAGAUCGAGAUUAGCAUGGACUGUAUUCGCAUGCAAGACUCAGACCUCAGUGACCCCAUGUGGCCACAGUACACGAACCUGGGGCUCCUGAACAGCAUGGACCAGCAGAUCCAGAACGGCUCCUCGUCCACCAGUCCCUACAACACAGACCACGCGCAGAACAGCGUCACGGCACCCUCGCCCUACGCACAGCCCAGCUCCACCUUCGACGCCCUCUCGCCUUCGCCCGCCAUCCCCUCCAACACCGACUACCCGGGCCCACACAGCUUUGACGUGUCCUUCCAGCAGUCCAGCACCGCCAAGUCCGCCACCUGGACGUAUUCCACUGAACUGAAGAAACUGUACUGCCAGAUUGCAAAGACAUGCCCCAUCCAGAUCAAGGUGAUGACCCCACCUCCUCAGGGCGCUGUCAUCCGUGCCAUGCCUGUCUACAAGAAGGCCGAGCAUGUCACUGAAGUGGUGAAAAGGUGCCCCAACCAUGAGCUGAGCCGUGAAUUCAACGAGGGACAGAUCGCCCCUCCUAGUCAUUUGAUUCGAGUAGAAGGGAACAGCCAUGCCCAGUACGUAGAAGACCCCAUCACAGGAAGACAGAGUGUGCUCGUACCUUAUGAGCCACCUCAGGUUGGCACUGAAUUCACGACAGUCUUGUACAAUUUCAUGUGUAACAGCAGUUGUGUUGGAGGGAUGAACCGCCGUCCAAUUUUAAUCAUCGUUACUCUGGAAACCAGAGAUGGGCAAGUCCUGGGCCGCCGCUGUUUUGAGGCCCGGAUCUGUGCUUGCCCAGGGAGAGAUAGGAAGGCAGACGAAGACAGCAUCAGAAAGCAGCAAGUCUCGGACAGCACAAAGAACGGUGAUGGUACGAAGCGCCCUUUUCGUCAAAAUACACACGGCAUCCAGAUGACAUCCAUCAAGAAACGAAGAUCCCCAGAUGAUGAACUGCUAUACUUACCAGUGAGGGGUCGUGAGACUUACGAAAUGCUGCUGAAGAUCAAAGAAUCCCUGGAACUCAUGCAGUACCUUCCUCAGCACACGAUUGAAACAUACAGGCAGCAGCAACAACAGCAACACCAACAUUUACUUCAGAAACAGACCUCGAUGCAGUCUCAGUCUUCCUAUGGUAACAGCUCCCCACCUCUGAACAAAAUGAACAGCAUGAACAAGCUGCCUUCCGUGAGCCAGCUUAUCAACCCUCAGCAGCGCAACGCCCUCACUCCCACCACCAUUCCCGAUGGCAUGGGAGCCAACAUUCCUAUGAUGGGCACCCACAUGCCAAUGGCUGGAGACAUGAAUGGACUCAGCCCCACCCAGGCCCUCCCUCCCCCUCUCUCCAUGCCAUCCACCUCCCACUGCACCCCCCCACCUCCGUACCCCACAGAUUGCAGCCUUGUCAGUUUCUUAGCGAGGUUGGGCUGUUCAUCAUGUCUGGACUAUUUCACGACCCAGGGGCUGACCACCAUCUAUCAGAUUGAGCAUUACUCCAUGGAUGAUUUGGCAAGUCUAAAAAUCCCUGAGCAAUUCCGACAUGCCAUCUGGAAAGGCAUCCUGGACCACCGGCAGCUCCAUGACUUCUCGUCCCCUCCCCACCUCCUGCGGACCCCAAGUGGUGCCUCCACAGUCAGUGUGGGCUCCAGUGAGACCCGGGGCGAGCGUGUAAUUGACGCCGUGCGCUUCACGCUCCGCCAGACCAUCUCCUUCCCACCCCGCGAUGAGUGGAAUGACUUCAACUUUGACAUGGAUGCUCGUCGCAACAAGCAACAGCGCAUCAAAGAGGAGGGGGAGUGAGAUGAGCGUUGCGGUUCGAGCUCUUUCCGUCUUCCCACCCCCUAACCCCACUACCAGGCGCCACUGUUUGACCAGCCAAGCAUUCUUCCUAGCUCCCCUCCUUCCUCUUUUCAGUCAGGUUUCUUAAGGGAAGGAGAAGGAAGAGGCUACUUUUUACCUAAUGUGCAACCUGGCAUCUGAUUGUGAUUCUGGCUUUAAGCCUUCAGGUCUCUUGCUUGCAGGACUGUAAUUGUCAUGGCUAGGUAGAAGUGAGCAAAAAAGCAGUGUGUGUCUCCUUAAGCUGCAGAGGUCUCUCCUUGACUUUUAUAAAGCAUUUUCACCCUUAUAGUCUAAGACUAUAUAUAUAAAUAUAUAAAUAUACAGUAUAUAUUUUUGGGUGGGGGGCAUUGAGUAUUGUUUAAAAUGUAAUUUAAAGGAAAAAAAAUUGAGUUGCACUUAUUGCCUUUUUUUUUUUUUUUUUUUUUUUUUUUUUACUUUUUGGAUGGCUUAUCUAUACCCCAUCUCUCAAGGCCAGCCAUGUAUGGUAAUAGGUAUCUAGAUCUUGAUAGGACAUGUGAGUGACAGUGACAUGUAGGUGCCUUCAGUUCUUUUGAUGCUAAACACAUGCCACAUCAAACCUUUGGUUAGAUCUGCUUGUUAUUAUGUGGGUGAGACUGUAUACAUAUGUACACGAUUCUCUAUGUUGGUAUAUUUUAUGUUACUGAUAUCCCUACUACUGAUGAUGGUUGCCUUUGGGGUGAUUUAGUUCAAGUGCAAGAAAAAGUUCAUGUUCACGCUAUCACUCACCAUAGGAAAGGAAAUAUUCUCUCUUGCUUUUGGUUGGGAUUGGGGAAUGUGAGUCAUGGCUAAAAUUCUUAAAAAGUCAUGGAAGCCAGUUCAAUAACACCUGGUAUCACGUGUCUGGGUAUUUCAGCAAUCUCCUCAAAUUUAAUGCCAGACACCUUAACUCUCAGUAUUUUUUGGCAAAGCAUUAGCUGCCAGUACAAACACCUGUAAACCAAAUUUUCCUACUAGAUUGAUUAACUCAAUUACACAUUUGCUACCCUUGUUAGAAUUAAGGUUGAUUUGAUUGGGAUGAAUGCCAUCGGCCUAGUUCUUGCAAUAAAGCUUUAAUGUCUAUUAAGAAUAUCCAGGAAAAACAGGAAUCAUACAGAGCUAUUGAAUCUCCACUAAACAGUAAGAGAUCUCAGUGAGCCAUGAAUUGAAAUACUUGGAGGACUUUUUGAAACAUAAAUAGUAUUAUUUGGCAAAUGUUUCUUCUAACGACCCUCACAUUCUAUAAAAUUCUGCAUAUAGAGGCUUGUUGAUCUUUCUCUCUUCAAGGUUUAAAAUAGGAGCAGUGAUUUGGAAAAUAUAAAAUUAUGAGAUCAGUUUUCCUAAAGCAUCAGUUGUAUCACCAUAUCACUUUUCUUUUUGAACAAUAAUAGUUUCACUUUGUUGGAAAGUAACUGUGAGAACCCAGUUUCCCGUCCAUCUGUCUUCUGGACUGUGCAUACACAUAAAAAUGUCCUGACAGAUCAGAGGAUAAGCCUUCCAUUGGAGAUGUUGCCUGAACCACAUAAGCAAAGAGUUGUCUUCAGACUCUGAAAAAACGUGUAAAUGGAGAUAUUGCUGUACAUCUUUUAGAAACAUACUUUGUAGCAAAUACUUUUUUUCAAACUAUGAAACAAGUAUUUUGUAUAUAUGCUAAUGAGCUCUAAAAGCCUGUCGUGCCUUCUGGUAAAGGGCUAUCAUUGCACAUAAGCUUCCAUUUUUAUUUUAAAGUGCAAAAGGACUAAUGUGGCUCAAAAAUAUAUAUGAGUUUCAUCUGAAAAGUGUAUAUAUGUUUUGCAAGUGAACGUGCAUACUUUGUGUUUCACUAUCUUUUUCUUCUUGGGAUACCGGGUUUUCCAGAACCACAGUUGAAACUUUUUUUGUUAUUAUUAUUGUUUUUAUAUUUUCCUGGAAACACCAUUUAGUAAGACUACAAUGUCAAAUUUUAAAAUGCCAUUACUGUAAGAUGGGGGGAAGGGAAAAAUUGAUUUUUAUUUUUUAUUUUUUAGUUUUGUAUGUUAAAGAGAGUGAGUCCUUGAUUUCAAAGUUUUAUUUUGCAUAAAUGGUAAUAAGCACUGUUAAUAUGUGGAACAAGCAUGCAGGUUUGAAAACCUAUUAACAGGAAGAAUGAAAGCCAUGCCUUGGCAAUGCUAGGAGGGCAAAUGGCUUCCUGGACUAUCAUGAGUGUUUGAAUAAACCUAGGACAUCUUCUGAGCUAUUUCAGCACUCUUCAGGUGGCACUAAGGACUCAGAAAUUCCUUCACUGUAUAUCAUGGGUUUGGCAUGAGCCAAAGUGAGGCACAACUACUGGCCUCACAUCCUGGUGGCAACUUACGUUUUUUGAGUGUAUGAGUAGCUAGCAUGAGGGGCAAAAGAAUAUUAAGACAGACAGAGGGGGCAUGGGCUUAAUGGAGUUCUUGUGGCCUCAGUUCAGUACAGUUAGCUGAAGAAUGGAUAGAUUUUUGUUUGGAGUUGAUUAGAAAUGGAAAUGGAGACUAGAACUUACUUCAUUAAAUCCAUUUACCUUCUGUUUUCUUGAUAUUCCCCUAAAGUAUAGUAUGCAGGAUGUUGAAUGUUAAAAGGUUGCAUUUUUUUUAUUAUUUUUAUAAUUGUAAAAAAUUAAGUCAAUGCCAAAUGUUUUAUAUGCUUUAUUAAUGUUUUUGAAAAGGUUUUCUUAUAGAUGUGAUGUUUUUUUUUUUUUUUUUUUUAAGCUUCAGUUGCUUGUCUUUUGGUAUUUUGGGUAAUGGGCUUUUGGUGAGCCAGAGGCAAAUCCACAAGCCACUUAUGUUUGCCAGGACAUGCAAUAAAAUUAAAAAAUAAAUAAAAAUGC